This is a messenger RNA of Bacidia gigantensis, 498 nucleotides long. RefSeq lists its product as uncharacterized. The record is from RefSeq and is a predicted model, not a curated record. Lineage: Eukaryota; Fungi; Ascomycota; Lecanoromycetes; Lecanorales; Ramalinaceae. The transcript has a single exon. Bases 1 to 498 code for a protein of 165 amino acids.
AUGGAUGACGAAAUCUUGGCGCCCUUGGAGGAAGUGAUAACGAUGGCAUCGCGAUCAAGUGCGAAUGAAAGGACAACCAACGAUAAGGCCUCGGUCGAUCUGGGACAUCACUCGGUCGCAUCUUUGAACUUGAGUAACGACACGGCUACGAGUACUACGAGCGACAGCCCAAGCGAGCGACCACCAGAACGAUUCCUCGAAGAUAAGUGGCAUUCACGCUGGAGAGAUGAUUUUCAGCGUGACUUCAAAGCGAUACAAGCAUUUCAAGAGUGGUAUGACUGGCGUGAGAAGAGUGUGGGGCGCAUUUGGCUGCGAAAGCUGCUUUGUUAUUUUACAUUUCAAUCUCCCCCCAAAAGACCUCAAAUCGAACAUCUGCAAGACUUAAUCCGACAGCUUUUCCUCCCGCGUGACCAAAUUCCAAUUCGGAUCUUUGACUUUUAUGAUUCGGAAGUGCAAGAGUCAUAUGAUACGCUACACAACGUAGAAAAAUGUGGGUAG